AUGUCCCCCGCCGUCGGCGUCGGCACCAACCGUCCUGUUGCGCCUCGCUCUUCGGCGUCUUCACGAUCAAUGCAGCCGACGAGCGCAAGUGGGACUGGGAGUGGCAGCAGACCAGAUGGGACGAGACGAGCCAACUCAUCAGGAAGUACUUCGGUCCCCCUCUCCCAGAUCGAGAAGAGCGUAACACACCUCCUUGUCGCUACCAAACAACUGCUAGAAACCCUCACACAAUGGUCUCGAGGGAACGCCACCGACACCCAGGUGUCCGAUGUCUACGUGCGCCUUGGUUACGAGUUCAACAUGGCCUGCCGUGCUUUUACCGCCAUCAACGUUGACACCUCCGAUCUUGGAAACGUGCCGGAGCUGCUGAGGAACAUCUUGGAGGCCACGUUGAGCCAGGAGGCGAGCCCGGAAAGCCUGGAGCGCUACCUUCCAAAGAUCCGCGACAUCAUCAUCAACCUUCUCCAUGGGCUGAAGAGGAAGCAGACCAGGUUAAGACAGCGACAACAGCGGGAGAGAGACAGUGCGCCUGCAGCGAGCGGUUCUGGCGAUGCUGCCACCGCCGCCAACCCUCCUGUCCCCUCCCGAACGACCAGCACCAGCACCAUGGGGAGCGCCAACUCUGGGCUUACCGCUAUGUUGAACGAGGGUCUCGCGGAAGGGUAUCGGCCAGAAAGUAUGCGAGACGACGGGCGGAGCAAUGCGGCGCCCUCUCCGACCAAGCGCUUUCUACAGCGCGAUCAGUCCCGCGGCUCCAUGAACUCGGAGCAGUCGAGUCUUUCCAGCAACACGAUGCAGAACAUUCCGGUACUCCCUCCCUACCCGGGCGACGAGACGAUUCCCUCUGGGCCUUCGGCAGGCGACUUGAGCAGCUUGGAUAACUUCCCGCCGCCACCGCCGCCACCCAAGGCUUCGCAGCAGAGCGCUCUCGCUGCUUUGCAAAGGGGAGGUGAUCUCGAAAGGCGGGCAUCACGGAGAUAUUCGGCAUAUCAGAUAUCAAAGCAUCUCGGCGCUCAGCCUGGCGGUAUUCCCAUGCUCCCGCCACAGCCGACCCCCAUACCGAACCGAGGACGCGGCGAGAUCAGGGAGUCGAUGCGGGCGAUGCAAGCGAGGGGGGAUACGGUCCAACACAAGCGCAACACCUCCAGCCAGUCGCGUAUAAAUCUGGAUUCCUCACCCAUUCGGGUUCCAAGCCGCGUCUCGGAGGAGCCCGAGGAGCUGCCCGCUGAGGGCCCCACCCCUCGCCCCGAACUGCCUGGGCCUCGGGAGGACGAGGCAUUUCGGCCGAGCGCCACCCUUACUGGACCGCCUUCCGAUCUUAUGCCAAUGAUCGAGGUGCAGGACGUGGAGCCGGAAAGGCCCCCCACACCAGCGCCAGCUCCGGCGCCGCCCGUCGCGCGUGCCACAACCCCUGAUAAACCGCCAAGCACCUUCACCGAGACGCCCCCGGCAACAAAGGAGUUGACUCUUUUUCUCCAGUACAAGUCCAAGGUCAAGAAAUUUGUGCUUUCUGGGGGCUACGAGGAGCUAUCGAUCGGGCGUUUGCAGUUGGCCUUUAUCGAGAAGUUCUCAUGGAAUACACAGCAGAACGGCGCCGACCUGCCGGACAUCUACAUCCAGGAUCCCGUGUCUGGCGUGCGGCAUGAACUGGAGGACCUGUCAGACAUCAAAGACCGCACCGUCCUGGCGCUCAACGUGGAGCAGCUGGACGAGGUCAAGAGACAUAUCGACGACGGUCUCGGUUCGCUGAAGAAGAUGAUAUCAGAAAUGAAGCAGAACGUUGACGAUCAGAGUGCCGCCCUGCAGAGGGUAUCGGAACGGCAGCAGGAGACAGCUAAGGACGUGGCUCGGCUGGCCGCCGCCCCUCCGACCAUUGUGGCAGCACCGGUCGAGUCCCCGAAGCAGGCUGGGCCCGCGUCAGCAGUGCGUAAAGUCAGCGCUGCCGAGCUCUCCGAGAUUCAAAGCUUGCGCCGCGACCUCGCCGUUCUACGGCAAACCUACUCCAACUUCCAAUCCGAAAUUCAAGGCUCCAUGUCCGCUCUCCGCUCCAAGGCCAACAACGUCAAAGUCGCCGCCGCCAACAUUGCGGUGCCCGACGUCGAGGGCGGUGCCGGCCACUCGUACGUCAUUAGCGGACGCAAGCAGCUCAAUGCCGACAGCGACCGGCUCGUCAACAAAGUCGACGACCUGCAGGACCUGGUCGAGGACCUCCGCAAGGACGUCGUCCACCGCGGCGUACGCCCGCUCCCGCGUCAGCUCGAGGCCGUCUCGCGCGACAUUGCCCUGCUCACCAAGGAGCUCAGUAAGAUGGAGGACUACAUGAAGCGAGAAAAGCCCGUGUGGACCAAGAUCUGGGAGAAGGAGCUCGAGGAGGUCUGCCAGGGCCGCGACGAGCUGCGGCUGGUGGAGGAUCUCAUUGUGGAUCUGCGCGACGACCUCGAAAAGGCGUCCGAGACGUUUGCGCUUGUUGAGCAGGCCACCAAGGAGCAGAUGAAGGAUGCCGGCGCCGGCGGCACCGGGUCGUCUGGCGGGACGAUCAUCGCCACACGGCAGUUCAGCAAAGGGUUGAACUCGAUCCGCGAGAACGCGGCGCUCGUCGAUCCCAGCGCGGCCAAGGAGGGCGUGCUGGGCGAGGUCAGGGCGCUGCAGCCGAAUCAUGAGAAUAGGCUCGAGGCGAUUGAGCGGGCCGAAAAGUUGAGGAGGAUGGAGCUUGAGAGGCGGAGGGAGAACCCGCUCAAGAAGGAGCUGGUCAACUUUGUGGAGGAGGGCAAGCUGAAGAAGAGUGGCGGCGUGGAGGAGGUGGAGCGCGCGAGGAAGGCCAAGGAUGACCGGAUUCGGAGGGAGGUGUGGGAGAGGCAGAAUGGGAUCGUGCCGGAGAACCCGGUCGGUGAGGAGGGGGACCGCGGGCAGGCGGGAGGGGAGCAGGUCAAUGGCGCGGCGGAGGCGGCGAGUGAGGAGUGA
Parathielavia appendiculata is the source of this 2961-nucleotide messenger RNA. Its product is annotated as AIP3-domain-containing protein. The coding region runs from base 1 to 2961 and encodes 986 amino acids. The record is from RefSeq and is a predicted model, not a curated record. Gene Ontology annotation, molecular function: cytoskeletal regulatory protein binding. Lineage: Eukaryota; Fungi; Ascomycota; Sordariomycetes; Sordariales; Chaetomiaceae. The transcript has 2 exons. Gene Ontology annotation, biological process: establishment of cell polarity. Gene Ontology annotation, cellular component: cytoplasm; cell tip.